Molecule: messenger RNA, 4991 nt
Organism: Athalia rosae (coleseed sawfly)
Lineage: Eukaryota; Metazoa; Arthropoda; Insecta; Hymenoptera; Athaliidae
Gene: DNApol-alpha180
Product: DNA polymerase alpha catalytic subunit
Exons: 20
Coding region: 127-4695 (1522 amino acids)
Biological process (GO): mitotic DNA replication initiation; leading strand elongation; DNA replication
Cellular component (GO): alpha DNA polymerase:primase complex
Molecular function (GO): chromatin binding; DNA-directed DNA polymerase activity; DNA replication origin binding
Source: RefSeq, a predicted model, not a curated record
AUCAUUCAAAAGAUGAAUCGUUAACCCACUCGUUUCUGGUGCGGAACAAACGUUGCCUCAUUACUCAUUACUAUUCCGUGUUCUGUUGAUAGUUUUCGCCAACCAUUGUUCCCUCACCUCCGCAGAAUGAUUGAGCCCGCUUCACCAUCCUCAGGUCGGGCAAAGCGGCAGAAGAUUGAUAAAAAGGGCCGCAUUUCAGCCUUGGAAAAACUGAAACAGUUGAAAGGAAGCAAGAAUAAGUACGAAAUAGACGCUGUGGAUAAUGUCUAUGAAGAAGUAGAUGAGCAGGAGUACAGUAAAAGAGUUUUACGACGACAAGAUGACGACUGGAUUGUCGAUGAUGAUGGGAGUGGUUAUGUUGAGGAUGGUAGAGACAUAUUUGACGAUGAUUUGGAUAGCGCAAGCAUACAACAUCCCCCAAAAAUAAAAAAAUCGGGACCACGGAAGGAUAAAUCCAGGGUCAAAGACCAAGGGAACAUAAGUAGCAUGCUCAUGGGUAUGUCAGCAAAGAAGGACAGUGAAUAUAAGCUUGACGACGAUGAUAUGCUAAAAGAUCUUAUAGCCGAACUAAGAGAUGCAAAACCAGAAGCCCAGACUCAGAAGAUACGCCAAUCUAACAAAUUCUUAGUUGCACCUAAAGCUAACUUACCGUACACCCAAACAAAACCAGAAACAUCUAAAACAUCUAAGUUUCUCAUCAAUGACGCUGCUGGAAGUCAACAAAUAGACAACAGCAGUGACGAUGAAGAAUUAUUUCAGCAAGAGAGAAACAUCGAGAAGAAAGGCAAUAUAAAACAAUCUGUAACAGAAGAAAAACUUGUACAAGCAACUACCAGUGCUACCCAAGACAUCGACGACACUAGUGAUACCGAAACAGUAACUCAUAGCGAACAGAGUAAGCUACCAGUUGACAAACCUGCAGUACACGAUACCAUUGAACAGACCAUGGGCGGUACUGAGAAAGAUAUCAGCCACAGCAUCAAAGAUCUUUCAUAUUUUGACAUUGAGGACUCAAAGGAAACCAAAGCAUCCGAACAAAUUGUAGAAGAUUUCGAAAUGUUAAAUGAGGUGUGGGAUGAUGCAUUUGGUGAGCAAAUAGCCGAAGUUGAGGUAUCGGUCGAUAAAGGAAAUUUACCACUGCACACAAACGAGAAAGGUGAAAAGGUGUUUAGAUUCUACUAUUGGGACGCGUUUGAAGAUCCCUACAAGCAGCCUGGAAUUGUUUACUUGUUUGGAAAAGUCUUUGUCGAUUCAGCCAAUGCUUUUGUCUCUUGCUGCGUCAGAAUAACAAACGUUGACAGAAGAAUCUAUCUUUUUCCAAGGAAAUAUGUCAAACCUAAAGAUGGUGACUCGGAGUCAGAACCGAAGUUGACCUCAAUGAUGGACGUUUACAAGGAAUUCAACGAGCAUGCCAAUGCAAUUGGUAUCAAGAGUUUUCGCUCUCGUACAGUUACGAAAAGUUAUGCAUUCGAUGUUAAGGAUGUGCCCAAGACGUCCGAGUAUAUGGAAGUCAGAUAUCCAGCCGAAGAUCGAGCGAUAUCAGCUAACUAUAGCGGCGCUGCGAUUGAACAUGUUUUCGGCACAUCUGACAAUGCUUUAGAGUUGCUUCUUAUAGAACAAAGAAUCAAAGGACCGUGCUGGCUGGAUGUAAGAUGUGCGAUCGUGGCCAAAAAUCCUGUUAGUUGGUGUAAGAUUGAGAUAGAUUGCGUAAAGUGUGAUUACAUAUCAUUGACAUUGAAUGCACACGGCACACCACCACCUCCUUUAGUGGUGGCAACUAUAAACGUACAAACAACUUUCAAUACAAAAUCACACCGAAACGAAAUUGCGAUGAUUGGAGUUUUGCUGAAUCAUAAAUAUCAUAUUGAUAAGCCUACACCAAAGCUGCCUUUUAACCAACAUUUCUGCCUGGUCACUCGACCGGAAGAUGCACCAUGGGUCAUGGUUUCUAAAGAUCUACUGCAGAAAAGUGCUCAGACAGAGAUAAUAUAUUGCGACAAUGAGAGAAGCCUGCUGGAAAAGCUAUUGCAUAGACUGGUUACGUGUGAUCCUGACUUGUUGGUCGGCUAUGACACCAAGUUCCAGUUUGACGUUAUGCUGCAUAGAAUGUUCAAUUUAAGGGUCUCAAACUGGAGCAGAGUAGGAAGACUGAGAAGGAGUCUGCCUCCUGUUUUCAAGGGUCAAGUCCUAUUGGGUCAAGUAAUGAGUGGUCGUCUUCUUUGCGAUAUUCAAACCUCUGCUAAGGAAUUGAACUUGAAAGUCAGAAGUUACGAUUUGCCAACACUGUGUACAAACGUUCUGAAGAAAAACGAGGGAGAGUGCAAAGAAGUGAAACCCGAAGAGACUAUCAAAUACUACGCAAGUCUUGAGAAACUCGUUACACUUGUGCAACUGAUCAUGAAAGGUGCAUCAGACAUUGUCACGAUAAUGUUGGAACUAAACGUCAUGCCUCUGGCACUACAAAUCACAUGUCUCGCUGGAAAUGUCCUUUCGAGAACUCUCACGGCUGGUCGAGCGGAAAGAAACGAGUUUCUUUUAUUGCAUGCCUUUUAUGAAAAGGGUUACAUUGCACCGGAUAAACGCGCGAAAACGAACAAAUCAACCGCGAAAGAAGAUGGAAGUGAUGGUAAAAAAAAGGCAGCCUAUACAGGUGGCUUAGUUUUGGAACCUAAAAAAGGGUUCUACGAUACAUUGAUUUUGCUAAUGGACUUCAAUUCGCUCUACCCUAGUAUUAUUCAAGAAUAUAACAUAUGCUUUACCACUAUUGCCGGAGCUGCACACAGUGACGAUACGGAUCCCAGCGUUCCAGAAACAAGCCUUGAGCCUGGCAUCAUACCAACGGAAAUCAAAAAACUGGUCGAGAGUCGUGUCCAAGUGAAAAACCUAAUGAAGACACCCAACAUUUCUCCCGAAUUAAAAUUGCAAUAUAAUACGAGACAAUUGGCUCUGAAACUCACCGCUAAUUCUAUGUACGGUUGCUUGGGGGCUACGUAUUCUCGAUUCUAUGCCAAGAGACUGGCUGCCUUAGUUACAGGUACAUGGUUAUUAAAUUGUCAUGCUUGUAUUACCGGAAAUUUCAUUUCCGGGCUUGUUACCGUUAAUUUAUUUAUUGAUAAUUCUGCGGUUCCUGUCGCGACCAUUUUAGCGAAGGGGCGAGAAAUUUUGGUGAACACGAAAAAUUUGGUAGAGAGUCUAGGUUACCAAGUGAUUUACGGAGACACCGAUUCCAUUAUGAUCAACACCAAUACUUUGGAUUACGAACAGGCAUUCGCGAUUGGUAAAAAAAUCAGACAACAAAUCAACAAGUUAUACCAAAGAGUUGAGCUGGAUAUCGACGGCGUGUUCAGGUACCUCUUAUUACAGCAAAAAAAAAAGUACGCCGCCGUCGUAAUGAAUAAGUUAUCCAAUGGCAAAUUCGAAAUGACUCAGGAGCUCAAGGGUCUCGACAUAGUGAGAAGAGACUGGUGUCAAUUGGCGUGCGAACUUGGAAGAAAUGUGUUAACACAAGUGUUCUGUGAUCAGCCGUUCGAAACAAGGCUAGAAAACAUUUAUAAACUCUUGCAAACUGUUUCAAAAACGCUAAAAGAGGGAAAUGUGCCACUUUCCGCGCUGGUUAUAACAAAACAGUUGUCAAAGGAUCCGGAAAAGUACUCGGACACAAUGCCUAUUCAUGUCAAGGUUGCCCUGCAGCUGAACCAGAGGGGUGGACGUAAGUGGAAAACUGGUGACAUAGUGCCGUACAUAAUCUGCGAGGAUGGGACUAGCAAGUCUGCAUCGGAUAGGGCCUAUCACGUAGACGAGUUGAAGAAUAGCGAGACUUUGAAAGUAGAUGCAAACUACUAUUUGCAGAGUCAACUUUUUCCGGUGAUCAUACGACUGUGCGAACCAAUCGAAGGCAUAGACAAUGUCUUGAUUGCGCAACAUCUAGGGUUGCCGGAAAAGUAUAAAUCCAACCAGUACAACAAGUCCGAAGAUGAUUCACCAGCGAUAGAUGCGAGGAAGUUUAAAUAUUGUACUCCUCUGAAGUUUCUAUGCCUGAACCAAACGUGUCGAACGCCGAUAACCAUGGACGGAGCUUUCACUAGAACGCCUGCCGGAAUAGUACCAAUGUUAUCUAGGUGUCCAAAUAUUGAUUGUAAUAUGGCUCCUUGGCAAUACUGGCAAGCUAUUCAGAAUCGAUUGCAGUUAGCCAUCAGGGAAGCUAUCCAAACAUAUUACGAGGGUUGGAUGGAGUGCGAGGAUCCAGCAUGUUCCAACAGAAUCCGAAGAGUCCCCCAGCAGUUCUUCGGAGGACAUCCAGUGUGCAGUUUGUGUCAAAAGUGCAUCAUGUUCAGAACAUACACGGAAACGCAACUAUACAAUCAGAUGAGCUAUUACCUUUACAUUUUCGAUUUAAAUCAACCGAAGUACGAAAAUCUAGUCUCACAACUUUCAGCCGAUGUGAGGCACGCCUACAAUACAUUGAAGGAAUUUGUCGAAAAGCAACUUCAAAGCAGUGCAUAUGCGAACGUUGAUUUGACACGGGUAUUUUCGUACCUCGAUUCCAACUGGACAAAGACAAAAGUGUUACAAGAUCAGAGAAGGUUGGCGCAUAUAUUGUUCUCUGAUGAACCUCCAAGUCCAAUUCGUUGUACAACCUUGGAUUUCACUUCCGAGUUUCUCGACGGUCAGGAAGACGUGGAUCUUUCCGACUGAUUAUUAAUCGUGACUCUGUAGAAAUGGAAUGUUUCAAUUUUGUUUUCAUCUCAUUACGGUAACCGAAGCACUGUUUUGGAAUCUGACGAUCGCUGAUUAUUGAAAUCGAAUACUAGUAUGGAACCAGUUUCGGUUUAUCGCUGAUUUACAGAGUGUCGAAGAUGUGAUUCGAAGUAAUAUUUAUUGUAGAAACAUAUUUUUUAAAUAGAAAUCGCCUUCUAAACGUAUAACUAGCAUAGUUGUCUAUAAUUUUGUAAGUGAAGAUAUUUUGAAUGAACUAGAAUUUAUAUUUUCAA